This is a messenger RNA of Sphaerulina musiva SO2202, 345 nucleotides long. RefSeq lists its product as uncharacterized. NCBI's taxonomy places the organism in Eukaryota, Fungi, Ascomycota, Dothideomycetes, Mycosphaerellales, Mycosphaerellaceae. The transcript has a single exon. The record is from RefSeq and is a predicted model, not a curated record. Bases 1 to 345 code for a protein of 114 amino acids.
AUGAAACUCUUCCCAUCCACUUCCGCAUUAAUUCUGGCAGCAUCCACUUUCGCACUCCCACAACUCCCAGAUCUCCCCACAGACACGACAAACAUGGUGGGAGGAUUGAAGUGGUAUGAAGCCGUUAUGAAACUUCGCCAUUACAGGGCCGUUCGACGCCACGAGGCCACGUCAGAAGAAGAAGAAAGAGGAGCAGAAGCUUGCAAAGUCGAAUCUACGAAUGAGAGGACUGGACUCCACCAGACGUUUUCGUGCUUAAAGAUUCGUCGAUUCGAUGAGAUUCCGGAGAAUUUGGAGUGUGAGGUGGCGACGAUUCAUCGAGAGAAGGCGUGGAUUUGCUCAUGA